Entelurus aequoreus (snake pipefish) is the source of this 1708-nucleotide messenger RNA. RefSeq names its product zinc finger DHHC-type palmitoyltransferase 4 (gene zdhhc4). The record is from RefSeq and is a predicted model, not a curated record. Lineage: Eukaryota; Metazoa; Chordata; Actinopteri; Syngnathiformes; Syngnathidae. Bases 551 to 1591 code for a protein of 346 amino acids. Gene Ontology annotation, biological process: peptidyl-L-cysteine S-palmitoylation; protein targeting to membrane. Gene Ontology annotation, molecular function: protein-cysteine S-palmitoyltransferase activity. Gene Ontology annotation, cellular component: endoplasmic reticulum; Golgi apparatus. The transcript is spliced from 6 exons.
GCAAAAUAGAACGGCACUGAGUUUUGUUAACAUACAGUUUAAAAAAAAAAGUUUUCGUUUGCAAACAGACAAGCUCAUUAGUAUUUCCACUGCCAGAUGAAUUAAAAAGUCCACGCUUCAGUGGUGGUGUUUAUGGGUGGGGGGUGGCAGGCGUUAGCUGUUAGCUUCGGGGUUAACCACACUGAUGCUAAGGAAGUGUAGCCUUGUUUACAGGAAGUAGUAGCAUAUAGUAAAAGUGAAACAGAUUACAACGUCGCUGCAUUCAAAAGCGUCAAAUACAUGUAAACGUGAGAGUUAUUAUAAAUAUAUAUGUUGAUUUUAGAGAAUAAAUAGAUUAAUGAUGUGCAGGCAGUUAGAAUAUUAGGUCCGUCCGGUUCGCGAACAAGUAGCAAUACUCUUGUCAACUUUUACUUCUUAUUUCCGUGUGACGGUUUAAUAGUUCGUUUUUUUUAUUAUGUAUCUGUGCUCCAUGUUGGAAGAAAAUGCAUAUUAGUGGGAACUACCACUGCGUCGCGACACCUGUUGUUUCUUUGAAGUCCUGCCCUGAGACAUGGAUUUCCUCACUUUGUUUGCCAUCUACGUUGCUGUGGUGCUGACGUGCAUCGUCCUAGUCUGCAAAUAUUCCGGACAGAAGCAAACUCCUUUGAAUAUUUUCCUCAGCUGCACAGCAAAGGUUUUUGCACCAAUUACUCCAAAAUGGCUCCAGCGGUUUUCACAAUGGACAAUGCACAGAUUAUUUCAUCAAAGGAACAACACGUUCAUCUACCUGCAGAUCCUGCUGGAGGCUGCUGUGUAUGCAGAGUUCACCUACGAAGUUUUUGGUUUCUGCAGAGAUAUGGACACCACCCUGACCAGCCUGUCUGUACCUUACAUCCUGCUCGCUGUGAAAACUGUCUUCUUCUACCUCUGCAUCAAGAAAGAUCCAGGCACCGUGACCAUGAAGAAUGUAUCCAGCCAGUUGUACUUGUAUCCAUACGACAAGAGGCUGUUUCACCCGGGCGUCACUUGCCCGACCUGUAAGCUUAUCAAACCUGCCCGCUCCAAACACUGUAGUGUGUGCAACAGGUGUGUCCGGCGGUUCGACCACCAUUGCAUCUGGGUGAACAACUGCAUCGGUGGCCAGAACACACGAUACUUCAUGUUGUACUUGUUCAGCAUCUGUGCCAUGGCGGGUGACGUUUCCCUCCUGACAGUCGACAUGUUGCUUCACGCCGUGUUGCGUUCAGGGCUCCUGAGGGCCAGUUAUAUAGACGAGCACGGCCAGCAGCAGCCUGCUGGGCCUGUAUUUAUCAUACAGCAUCUGUUCCUGACCUUCCCCCGCAUCAUCUUCAUGCUGGGCUUUGUGGUCUUUGUCUUCUUCCUGCUGGCCGGUUAUGCCCUGUUCCAUUCCUUCUUGGUCCUCGUCAAUCAGACGUCCAACGAGUGGUACAAAAGUCGAGGUUACUCUUGUCAGCACUGCCGCCCGACUUCGACAGCAGAUCACCUCUGUGGCACAGCGCCGUCGAGAAGGUACUUCUACAGCAGAGGCUUACUCCGAAAUUUGGGGGAGAUUUUUUUUCCUCGCCAACCUUUUCGGAAAAAACACACUUAGGAGCCUGUCAGGUUGCAUCCCUGAUUCAGGACUGCUACUGAGACAAUAAACUUUAUUUCUGACAUUUUCUAUGUAAAACAUGUGUUUGACCAAUAAAUGGCAUGGUUACAAUUCAAC